Molecule: messenger RNA, 2098 nt
Organism: Kockovaella imperatae
Lineage: Eukaryota; Fungi; Basidiomycota; Tremellomycetes; Tremellales; Cuniculitremaceae
Exons: 13
Coding region: 127-2070 (647 amino acids)
Source: RefSeq, a predicted model, not a curated record
CCGUUCUGUUUUUUUACCACGUCAUGACCACAUACCACGUGCUACCGGUUAAUGCCGUGCUCCGAGUCUCGACGUUCGUACAUGUAUCCUGCGCGUAGGAGACCGCAAUGAUCUAGAGGACCAAGGAUGGAUGACCCUCCCACAGCGUCGUAUGAGCCAAAGAGCCCACACAUAACAUCACCUAGUAUAUCAACUGCACCUCCUGCAUUCCCAGACGAAUCAAUCUUACCUCCGGGACCCACCAUGAGCGAUCCAGCAUCCAGCUCAAACUCAUCCAGGGACGUGUCACCGCCGAAGGACACUGCGUCUAUGACCGUUUCGACGAAUGUCUCUGGACCCUCGUCAGCUCUACGGCGAACGCUCUCUUCCGGCAGUGGUGAUGCGUCUCGGGAGGCUAAGCGGCUUCGAUUCACGACUCUACCGGAUGAAGAGAAAGGAAUGGGUUUAGGCUUGAGCGAUGCAGGUGGUUCGGGGGAUGGUUCGAGCAAACAUGGAUCCAAUAGUCUUGGGCUGUAUGGUGCUUCAGAACCUGGCACCCCAAACUUUUUAGAGACAGCGGAUCAGAUUCGUCGGACAUUAUCCCUCGCCUCUCUAGAUCGUCUAAUGACCUUGUCAGCCAGUUCUGAUCGAGAUAAAAUUCUGGCUGGGGUAUCGCGAGCAGGGAAGGAUCUAGUCUGGAGGCGGAAAGACGAGAAACAAUUGUUUCCUCGAGAUGUCGAGCGAGCUCUGGUGUUGACGAUCAAGAGGGGUCUCCGAUCUUUCAUCUUGGCGUUUUCCGUUCGAGCAGGAGUCAACUUGCUUUUGGUCAUCUUUCGGAGCUUUCGACGGAAACGACUACGCUUGGCAAUGAUCCGGCAUGCCUUGUUUGGCGCAGAAUCAUUUCGCUUCGGUGCAAUGAUAGGCACAUUCACUUUCCUCAACACCCUCACACUGCAUCUUCUUCGCUUGACGCCUCCGUUAUCCUACCUCAGACGCAGAUGGAAACAUGGAUUUCUCUCUCGCCCGUCAUUCGGACCACCAGAAAGAGAAGGUCCAGAAGGUGAAAGGCGCUGGCAAGCUGCCGCUGCGGGAGCGGUGGGAAGUUUGGGUCUGCUAUGGGAGACGCGCAGUCGCCGUCGCGGCGUUGCUCAGCAGAUGUUUGUGCGUGGUCUUCAAGGCGCAUACAAUCAAUACACCCCACAGUAUGGUAUUCACAUUCCGCACGGCGAUACGUUGCUCUUCGGGUUGUGCUGCGGUCAAAUCAUGUAUGCGUGGCUCAUGAACCCAGAAACAAUGCCAGCGGAAUACAAUAAUUGGAUUCAACACGCUUCACGGGUACCUAAAUUUGCCGUUCUCGCCAACAGGACAGCCGUCAAUACCAAGACCGUCGACACUAGUCUGAUUCAGCAAGCCAUAUCCGCCAAGAGCACAACCCAAAGGAACAGAGAGAUUUUGUAUAAGUACAUAGAGCAGCUCAAAUCCGGCUUCAAGCCGCCUUCUGCUGUCCCAUGCGAGCUGGUCCACCCCACAGUCACAUCAUGCCCCGAAGCCAACAUCCGCCGAUUCUUUGAUGUUUUCCGCUUCAUGCUUCCCGUGUACUCCGCGCUACACCUCAUACCGAUGCUCGUUCUUCGACGUCAUCACUUCAAGCGCGAUCCUCUGCGUAUGCUCGCUAGAGUUAUAUGGGGUAUCACGCGAAGUUGCUCCUUCCUUGGGAUUUUCGUCGUCAUCUUUCAUUCCUGGAUGUGUAUCCGAUAUCAGACCAUUCACCAGAAAUUGGGCGGAAAAUGGCUUCAGGAACUCAUGAAGCGCAAGCAAAUGUUUUGGUUCUUUGGGUUCAGUACCUGCUUGAGCUUGUUCGUUGAGGAAAAGAAACGUCGUGCAGAGCUUGCCAUGUAUGUAUUGCCUCGAGCGUUGGAAUCCGCUUGGUCGAGCGCCAGGAAGCGAGCCUGGGUACCCAUCGUCCCCUUUGGAGAAACGAUUCUUGGAGCUGCAGCCAUGGCCAUGGUGAUGGAUGCAUACAAGCACAGACCAGAAGCUCUGUCAGGAAUCGUCAAGAGGUUAAUGUAUCAACUUGUGGGACCAGUAUAGGUAGAAUUCGGGCAGAGACAUCGGAGCG